Molecule: messenger RNA, 3698 nt
Organism: Nothobranchius furzeri (turquoise killifish)
Lineage: Eukaryota; Metazoa; Chordata; Actinopteri; Cyprinodontiformes; Nothobranchiidae
Gene: slc25a42
Product: solute carrier family 25 member 42
Biological process (GO): transmembrane transport
Cellular component (GO): mitochondrial inner membrane
Source: RefSeq, a predicted model, not a curated record
UCAAGCUAGCGCAAGCUGCCUCGGCUUGCUGACAGGAGUAGCAACCCCCUGACAUAAAAAGGCAUGUAAGGUAGUGUCUCGUACACGAAGACACUGCUGGGCGGUUAGGUUAGAGAAAAUAUGUGAAAAAUAGCACCUUUAACAGCCCGACAUUUUUUAUGUCAACAUUUCGUUUCACGGUUUUUAAAUUAGCGCUACGCUGUUGACAGGAGAGUAACACUGAAGGUUUUGUAGCGAUAAGCUAACAGCUAGCUUACGUUACACCAGCUGGCUAAGUUUGAAAUAUCUGAAGACUCUACUGACGAGUCUGAAUAACACACUAAGAGAGCUGUACCAGAAGCUAAGAAAUCUUGGAGCUGGUGUCAGGAUCACCAGGUUGUGGUGGUACUACCCCACCCCCCAUGGGGAUGGGAAGUGGAGUCCAGGAGCAACGGGCCUCACUGACCCAGGGAGAAGUGCUGCCGCUGACUUCCUCCAGUCAGCCAAAUGGCAAAUAUGAGGGCACAAGACACACUCGAUCUGUCCUCAACUCACUUUUCUCUGGGGCUUUAGCAGGAGCUGUGGCUAAGACGGCCGUUGCUCCUUUGGACAGAACUAAAAUCAUCUUUCAAGUGUCUUCAGCGAGAUUCUCUGCCAAGGAAGCGUACAGGUUGAUCUACCGUACCUACCUGAAGGAUGGCUUAUUCAGCUUGUGGAGGGGGAACUCUGCCACCAUGGUGCGGGUCAUCCCAUACGCUGCCAUCCAGUUCUGCGCUCAUGAGGAGUACAAACGUCUGCUGGGAGGCUAUUAUGGCUUUCAGGGGAAAGCGCUACCUCCAGUCCCCAGGUUGUUUGCUGGGUCUAUGGCUGGCACCACGGCAGCAAUGCUGACCUAUCCGCUGGACAUGGUGCGCGCAAGGAUGGCUGUAACGCCAAAAGAAAUGUACAGCAACAUCCUGCACGUUUUUGUGCGGAUCUCUCGAGAAGAAGGCUUGAAGACGUUAUAUCGAGGUUUCACCCCCACCAUACUAGGCGUCGUCCCUUACGCCGGUCUCAGCUUUUUUACUUAUGAAACACUAAAGAAGUUGCAUGCAGAGCACAGUGGGCGCUCACAACCCUACUCAUUUGAACGUCUAGCUUUCGGAGCCUGCGCAGGCUUGAUCGGCCAGUCGGCGUCAUACCCUCUGGACGUGGUGAGGCGACGAAUGCAGACGGCAGGAGUGACGGGUCACACGUACGGCACCAUUCUAGGCACCAUGAGGGAGAUUGUGUCUGAAGAGGGGGUUAUCCGUGGACUUUACAAAGGUCUCAGUAUGAACUGGGUCAAAGGACCUAUUGCUGUGGGGAUCAGCUUCACUACCUUUGACCUUACACAGAUCCUCCUGAGGAAGUUGCAUCAGAUGGGCUACACUCGAUAGUGCCGACAGAAACGGGCUCUUAGAGGAACGAUUUUUCUGGAACACACACACACACACCCUUUUAGGAUGUGUUGAAUACUAUUAUGGUGCAAUACAAUCAACCUUUUUAUGGGCACACAUUAAUUUUAAGGCUCCACCCCUAUUGAAUUGGACUUCUCAGUGCGUGUGUAAGUAGUUUAAAGGUACACACACUUACUCCACUGAAAUGAGUGUGUGUUUACAGCAAGCACAUCAUUAGGCAGUAAUACCAAAGGUUUUGAGUUUUCGGGACGUCAGUGGAAGUCGGUGCUGUGUUUCUCUCCACAAAGAAAAAUAUUAAAGUAUUAUUGAAUGAAUCGAACGUUUGAGCCGAUUGUCUUCCAGUGUGGCCCCAGACGGCUGAACUCAUGAUUGUAGUUAAUCUGCAGCUCAGUAGUAAGGGCACCCAUGUGUUCACUGCAAACAUAUUGUGGGUUUUUUGAAAUGUGAGGUGCUUAUAUUGAUCCCUACAUAUUUUACUCCCCGUUGAACCCCCCACUCAUCCUGAGUAAUGCACUCGAAACAAUAAGUUGGUUCGUUUUACGACGAGGGGCUUUAUUCUGCACUGUUUAAACCGCCGUCGUGACGUUUACAGCCAUGCCGCCGCUGACACAGUUCAGAGGUUAUGCUUUAAAUCUGCCAGAAAUGUGAACAUCUCAGCCUUGUCGUUAGUUACCAAGUACACCCAGUGUACAAGUAUCGUCUUCCACUUCCUGUCGGUGUGACAGCCUUGCUUCGUGCCAUCGAUUCAAACGAAAACUCUUGCAUUCUCACAGUGUCGGUGUCUCUGGCAUCAGCCUUCAGUCAUACCCUUGCCUGAUUGGUGCGUGUUCAUUUUUUAACUCUGAUGAUCCGUCUGGAGGUGGGUCUGGCACCUUAACGUUGGGACAGCUGCUGAAGACAAGAGGGUCGGUUUCUAUACUUAGAGCUUACAUACUGAGGCAGGAGCCAAGUGGAGCAGAGGGCACGUCGUGUCAUGAGUGCUGAGAUGUUGAUUAAUAAUGUUAUUAAUUUCCAGACUUCAGAGAUGCUUUAUGAUAAGUAUUUUAGGGGGAAAAUUAACUUAGAAUUUUAUGGAAUCUUUUACAUUGUGUUUACCCGUGUCAGAUUAACAAUCAGAACUUUUUUUAAACUUUAAGAACUUUAUUGUUAAAUGAAUGUCUCGCUAAUAAUCCUGAAAAGUGCUCUUUCUGAUAUAAAAAUGAGAAACUUUAGAGCCAGAAACUGUUUUUGAGAAUUGAAGUUGGUGAGUUAUCGCUCUUUAAAUCAGAAAUGAGAAGAAAUGAGUUUUAUUUAUUUUUUGUCCCAGAAGAACAAAAUUAGAACUCUUCAGUUUUAGGGGAUGAGACCCUUUAUUAGCACCAACAUAAAACAGACAUUUGUCUGUUUUCCUCCUCCUCUUCUAACCAUCCCUCCUCAGCUGUGCCUUGUUAAAUCAACACCGAGCAACAAAGUUUGAGCUCUACAACGUUAGAAACACAUUUUCGUGUGCAACACUUUGUUUUUCUGUUUCCUGUUGCAGCCUGUGGAGUGUCCCUUCAGCUGCAGGUAGCAGAUAAAAUAUCCUUUCUCUAACCUAAAUAAUCAUUUACAGCUUUGUCUGUAAUCAGCACAUCUUCUGAUCUGUGUUACUUAAACAGUAACUGAAUGCUGAGUAAAGAGUUACUGACAAGUGCCUAGAAUGGAAUAGUGGUGUUUUUAUUAUACUUGAGCUAACUCUGCUAGAAAGGCAGAAGGUGUUUGGGAGUGGUUUUACAUAGUAUCUCAGUGGCUGAAUGUACUUUUUUAUCUGUCUAGGUUUUAAGUGUGGAUUUGGUGAAACUAACACUGCCUUGUAGAGCGUUUCUGUCUGGGUUGAUGUGAUGUCAUCUCAACAAGUCUUGUAAAACAGUUUCACCUAAAAAGCAUUUUUAAGUUUUUUUUUUGUACACCGUUGAGGUAGCUCUGCAACAGAGAAGACGCAGGAGGUCUGGACAAUCAUUGAAUGCCAAAAAAGUGUCAGAUUUUUUCAAUUGGAAAAAAAUCAGACAGCAGCCUAAUUAGAAGUGCUAAAUCGUUUAAAUUUCCUGGAGCAUUACAUGUAAUUUUCUACUCUGUGUUGCAGCAGAUUAGCUUUUAGGACGUUUUCUGUGUGCAGUAAUGAUUUAAUAGCUGUUCUGUAAAUCCUUGUGAUUUGUGCCAACUACGUGUAACAUAAAUAACCACGUUCUUUGUUCAGUAAUGGUGUAUUUGUGGGAAUAUUUCAAAAUCACUCUUCCAAAAUAAAACAGGAAGUUGACCACA